UCACCUUUUAGUAUCAAUUCUCAGUUACGCGAAACAGGUGGUUCACUAUUGCGCGGAAAUUUUAGUAUUUUGUAAUUCGAGUUAUAGUUAAGAUAUUGCAAAGAUAGUUCUAUUCUGGUGUCGAAUACCUUUUAAAGAUAUCCUUUACCAAGCCUUAAAACUGGAAAUCUGCAUUAUUAUCGUCUAUUCUUCAUUUCACAAUUACCCGAGCUAGUUGUUUCAAUAUCCGAAGUGAAUCACCUUGAAUGCGUGGUUAUCUAGCGACCAAACCCUAUUUUUAUUCGAUGUAUGGAGUAUCUACGAUUUUCAGCUCAAGUGGUGUCAUGUAAUUUCAAACAACUAUUUGCAUUGGAAAGUGAUAAAAUCUGCAUGGUCUACAUUUGAAUCAGAAUUUGACCGUCAUCGGUGCAAAAUGGCACCUGUUCAUAAACUUGUUGCAAUAGCUGCAUGUUUGAUUAGUGCCGCCGUAGCGUACAACAUACCGCAGGAGUUGAUUCAUUGCUAUCGUGGUAACUUCACUCAACCUUCAGUGGGUUUCAACCAACAACUACUAUUGGAGCUGAUCCGAAAGGUUGAAGAGAAGAACCCUACCACGUUGGAUAUGCGGAUGCUCAGCGUAGAGCUGAUUCAUCGUCUUCGAAUUGAUGGCAUAGAAAAAGCUCCAGGUCUUCAGGAAACGGAAUUCGUGACGCCCUACAGCACCCGUGGAAUAAUGGUACCCAAGUACAAACUGCUCCUACAGCUGGUAUCCAAUAUCCCCGGAACGAUCGAGUUCGAUAGAUUCCUUAGCCCAUGGGAGAUCUGCCUGCUUCAUAGACUGUUGAGUAGCACGGUCGAACCGUAUCAGCGUGGAGACGAACGAACCAGCUGCCCGGCGCCAGUUGGAGACCCAUCCCGAAAUGCGCAGGCACCGUGGAUUACUCAGAACAAGUCCCAAAUGAACCAAACGACAGGCACCACAUUCGAGCGUCCAAUUUCACGAUGUCCACUAGAAGGCGGCACCUGCCGUAGCUUACGAUACGGAACAGUAUCUCCUGGAGUGGUGGUUAUGUCCAUUGCAGCUGGACUUCAACCUCAGAACGUCCGAAUCAGUGAAUUCAUCUCCGCCUAUAAGAGAAAGGGCACAUACGAAAACUUGGAAACGAUGGAACGAGCUGAUACGCGUAAGCAGAUGGAGAAACUGCUUUCUUCGAUGGAGUCGAUCGACAAUACGUACGUUGUUGGACUGGCGGGAGAUUUGGCCGAAGUUUGCUUGUAUCAGGGUCCUUACGUGGGUACCGAUCUGCGUGUUGGACUCCAAGGCAACUGGAACGACACGUUUUUCCCUAGGUUACGAUUGCUGGCCGAUACACACGAAGGCCGAUGGGAAAUGACCGACAGUGAACUUCUGUCAGGAAUCGACGGCUAUUUCUUGGCCCAGCAAGUUCCAUACUUUGUUAACAAAGUUAGGCGGCUUCGGCUAUCGCAGGUACUCGACAUGUACUACAGCAAUCGAGGUAUUCCGGUGGUUUCUAUUGAAAAUACUGGAAAGCGUAAGCUUCCCAAUGUGAAACAGAUGCCUAGUGAAAGGUUGUCCAAGAACUCCGAGCUCAACGAUGAUUCGCUGAAAAAUCUGUUCAACGCUGAGAGAAAGACCAAGUUGUGGAAGGUGUUUAACGAACAUGAGGUGCAAGACCCGCAAGGAGACACCCAAAACGUCCCUGAAGAUAUCAACAGGGCCUGUUAUAGAAAGGAAAUUCUCCAGACGAUCGAUAAAGACCGUUUGAAGCAAGAAACGUUCAACUUUGUGCAGGUUUUGCAGUAUACAACCGGCAGCGUUGUUGUGGAGGAUUCACUGAUGAGAAGGAACUGUGAUGCAGCAGUUGAUCGGUUCUUUAGUUACGCGGGAAAUUUGUUAAGUGCUUUCGAGGAUUGCACGACGGUUGGAAUGUCGGAUACUAAGCCCAUUAUAGAUUUGUUGUUGGUUAUUGAUGGAUCGCGAAGUGAAUACGAAAAUCAAAGAAUUAUCUUUCAUUUGGCCGAGCUAAUCGACGUUUCUAUCUAUGGUUCGUCAAUGAGUGUUAUAAACGGUCAAUCGGGUGAUUUCAUGGUCAAUCGAACACAGAGUUUGUCCAGCAUUUUCGAACAGCUCUCGGCUUACGAAGGAUCUUAUCCGGCUGCAUUGUCACUGUCUAACAGCUUUGACGCGAUCAUUCGCCGCCUAUCGGACCAGAUGGACGACGAACGUGCUUACCGGACAGUCGGAGCUCGGGCUCCAGUCAUUUUGGUCAUCUCGCAAGGUGCCCGCAUUGUCAAUACGGACUUCACCAGUGCCCGUCGAAUGCUGACGAGUACCUUUGAACAGUUUCCCGAUUUGUACUUUGUAUUCCUGACCAACGAUGCGACCACGUUCAGUCAAUUGACCGAUUUUUCAGGAAUAUCUCACAGUCGAGUUCCCGUCGAAGAGCACUACAAGAUCAUCGAGUCGUCCUCCAUCGAUCCCCAGCCAUACAGUGAGUUGCUCCAGGCCAACCUGAAAGCCAUUCCCCAACGUCUGGUAGCGCCGUUCUGUCGUACCGAAGCUAACCGGAAGUCUUGGCGAGCGGUCAACGUCCGGGAAGAAUACGAACAGUACCUGAGUCCAGGAGUGGAACUGCGUUACCGUAUCAAUCGCAACUUCCUAAUCAACACCGAUCACGUUGGAAUACAGUUUCAGAACUCCGGCUACGGAGAGCUCACAGUUUGUGGAACGAUGGACUCGAGUUUUGCGGGUCUUGCCUGUACGACUACCACACCGGAGAACGAUAACGUGUGGUUCAACUUUACCGGGUUGUGCUCGGGUAUUCCCGGAAUUGAGUGCCGCUCGAUUUAUUUUCUGGUGCAGCUGGAUACAUCGUAUAUGCGAUGUUCGGAGAAUGAUUGUCGCUAUCCAGACCAGGUGCGAUUCGUUAUCAAACACGAGGGCUUACGGUGUCCCUCGGAUGGAAGUGGAGCUCGGAGUUUAGGGAUCGGUUGGAUUGUUCCGUUGAUUCCCUUAUUAUUUAUGGUUAGAAUGUUUCGUUUAAUCUAAUCUAGUAUGUAAGUAGCCAUAUGAUUGUUUUGUAGAGAUGUUUUACACUGUUACAAAGUACAAUAAAUAAAAGAUGACAUUAAAUGCU
Messenger RNA from Aedes albopictus (Asian tiger mosquito), 3137 nucleotides. RefSeq lists its product as uncharacterized. The record is from RefSeq and is a predicted model, not a curated record. The transcript has 6 exons. Lineage: Eukaryota; Metazoa; Arthropoda; Insecta; Diptera; Culicidae. Bases 413 to 3049 code for a protein of 878 amino acids.